GAGAUUCACCGCGCAGCUGUCACAGCUGUCAAACCCCGAUCAGCUGCCAAUUUCGCUGCAAGUCGGUGUCGCACGAUCGAAAUAAAAACAACACAGCUCAGCUCAGCAGCAGAAAAACAAAUCACACGCCGGAAUGGCCUCACGGAUGAUUCUUUCGCCCGCCCGGCGACUGGCGAACGUGGUCAGCACGCGCUCCAUCACAACCCAGGUGCUUGCUACGCAGUGCGCCACCAUUAAGGACGAAAUCACACACACGGGACAGUUCUACGAAGCGAACGACUAUCGGAAUGCCCGUUUCGUGAACGCUACCAAGGUGGUCAACCCGAACUGGGCCAUUAAGCUGAUCGACGAGCUGCCAAUCGUCAAGUCGGAGCAGCGCGUCGUGUGCUGCGACGGUGGAACCGAUCCCGCCCUUGGCCAUCCCAAAGUGUACAUCAAUUUGGACAAACCCGGUGCCCAUGCCUGCGGAUACUGUGGGCAGCGUUUCGAGAAGAUCGAUCAUCAUCACUGAAGCUGCUUGCUUUUUUGCUGUGUGAUUAAACAAAACAAACACAAAUACGCCCGUCAUGCUGCUUCGUUGAACCUUUAGUCAAAUAAACGGAGGAUAUAAAAACAAAACUAAA
Messenger RNA from Anopheles arabiensis, 623 nucleotides. It is a transcript of the gene ND-13A, whose product is annotated as probable NADH dehydrogenase [ubiquinone] iron-sulfur protein 6, mitochondrial. NCBI's taxonomy places the organism in Eukaryota, Metazoa, Arthropoda, Insecta, Diptera, Culicidae. The coding region runs from base 134 to 511 and encodes 125 amino acids. The transcript is spliced from 3 exons. Gene Ontology annotation, biological process: mitochondrial electron transport, NADH to ubiquinone. The record is from RefSeq and is a predicted model, not a curated record.